Durusdinium trenchii is the source of this 4836-nucleotide messenger RNA. The record is from the annotation of a GenBank genome assembly. Lineage: Eukaryota; Dinophyceae; Suessiales; Symbiodiniaceae.
AUGCUGAAAGUCUUGCAGAGGGCGAAAGAAUUAGCAUUGCAAGCUGCGACCUGCGAAGCGGAUGCAGUUUACGAAGCAUUGAGGGCUGCAUGCAGAGAGCACCGAAUGGCAUUGUCAGAUCUAGCACUUUCAUUUUGUGCGUCUGUCGGAGCUGAAAGUUUGGUGGGCUGCAGCAUCAGUGGCAAAUAUAGCACCAGCUUGGAAGAUGUCUUGGUACAAAGGCAUUUGUUGCUGGAAGGCCGUACGCAGGGAUGGCCACAGCUUCGGAAAGCCUGCUUGAAAGUCAUGCAAGCCUCUGUGCAGCCUCGAUCUGGGGUCUUUGGUCGGGCCUGCCCCAAAGCCAUGGCAGAGGCCGAAGCCGAGCGUUUGGCCCAAGUUCUGGAUGACAAACGAAGAGCGCUGUGUCAGAAGCGCUUGGAGAAGGCUUUCAGAGAUGCAGUGAAGCUAGUUGAGCUCGUGCUGCGGAAGCAAGAGCAGCAAGUGUCGCGAAAGCGGAACAGCUACUUUGCCAUGGCGGAUGUGACGACUGCAGCGGAGCCAGCUGUACAGGCGCCAGCGCAGGCACCAGCACAGGCAGCCCCAGCUGCGGCACCUGCGCAAGGCAAAGAGCUGAAAGCUGUUAUGGAGGAUAUGGCGGCUGUGGUUAUGGCGGAUACCAACCAGGAAUGCCUGGACAACCCAUGUGAAAGCACCAACUGGGCCAGUGUAGAAAAAGGCCGUGGGAACUUCAAGAGCUUCGGAAAGCCUGUGGAAAGCCUUUCGACAGCUUUGGACUUUGGACCGCCUUACGACACUUUAUGCAAGCUAGCGUGCGCCUGCGCAUCGAUGGGUCUCCGCAGCUGCGCCUUGCUCUUUGGGCUCUUUGUGCAUUUGCAGGUUGCCAGCAGUGCAAAGGUAGAAGCAGAGCGGGAGACUCUUGGCUCAAGAUGCACCGAAACAUCCUAUGCUGUUCGAGUCAUGGGAGUAGCCUUGAAUGGUGAUCGAGAUGUUCAAACCUUGAAUACCUCGCUCUUUGUUGGAGGGCUUGGUGCAGCAGGAGUGCGCUGUGAACAGGAAGACCCAGAUGCAAAGGAGUACCACUUGGAGGUUUCAACGGGGCUUCCAUGGAUCGACUUCAUAUGGAAGGUGUGGAACACCACGCCUGAAGACGAGGUUCGACUCGCUGGAUUAGAUGGCUGGAGUCGGGUGGCCAAAGAACAGGAGGCAGUGGAAGCAGCACUUCAAGGCCCAAGACCUGACACGAAGGUGGCUUCUUCCUCGGGCUUCGUAACAUUCACCACGAUCCUGUCACAACGACUGGCCUCCAGAGAGCAAUGCACUCGAGAUGUGCAGGCCUUCAGGAUGUACAUGGCUCCCGAUCCACAGGAUGUGUUGUAUGAGAACCUUGCAGAGGAUGACAUCAAUGCCUCCUCUUGGAAAUGGUUGGGCAGAUUAGCCCUGUUGGCCGUUUUCCUCUUUUGGAUCCCGAUCGUUGUUGCAAUCUCUGGAUGGACAACACUGAGUUCGAUUCAGGGAACUGUGCCAGCGGUGGAGAAGUUUUUGGAUGCACAUCCAGCCCUUGCUAGCUUGAUGUCUGGUGUCUUGGCCACAGCGGCCUUGAAGAUCUUCAUGAUGUUUCUUCCUAGCGUGCUCCAUUUUAUCAUCACAACUACUUUGCACUUAAAAGCUGGUAGUGUGGAGCAAUUGAAACUUCAGCAGUGGAGCACAGCUUUCUUGCUUCUCUUCGUCGUUCUGGUGACCUCGCUGGGACGUGGGCUAACGAUCACUUUCUUCAUUGUCAUGCAGGAGCCAGCAAAAAUCAUAAGUUUGCUUGCAGCCUCCCUCCCCUCUGCUUCUCAUUUCUACUUCAACUAUGUCAUCCUGGGAUGGCUGGUUUUGCCCAUGGAUUUUCAGCAGCAGUGGGCGCUGCGCGGCGUUGAGGAUGAGGCCAGAUUGUACUCUGAUCCAGAGGAUCAAGCGUAUUAUGGCUUGGGGACUCGCAUGGCCCGUACAGUCUUGAUGGCCUCGAUUUUCUACAUUUUUUGCUCUUGCUCUCCGUUGAUUUUGGUCUUUACUUGGAUCUACUUCUUCCUGGCACAGUUUGUUUUUGGCUAUUUGCUCCUCUUUUGCGAGAGCAAGAAGCCAGACACAGGAGGAGUCUUCUGGGUGCAAGCCACCGAGCAACUCUUCUUGGUGCUCGCCAUCUAUGUAUCUCGGCAGAAGGGAGUGAUGCUUAUGGUGGGCGUGCUGCGAGGUCUAACUCGAAAUGGCAUAUGGGCCGGACCGCCAAUGGCUACACUGGCGUCUUUGAUGGUUCUUUAUGUGGCCAGGCGAGAUCUGAAGAACUUAGCCUUCGACACCUUGCCGUUAGAGGAGGUCGUGAAGGCCUUCAAGGAUAACAAGGACGGCAGAGUGAAGAGGAAAGAUCUCCCCGGCCUAGCCCAUUUCUUAGAACACAUGCUUUUCACCGGCACGGCCAAGUAUCCCAAAGAAGGUGAGUACCACGAGUUCAUCCAGCAGAACGGGGGAUCAGCCAAUGCGUAUACUGCCUGCUAUUUCACCAACUACAUGUUUGAGAUCAAGCCAGAAGCUCUGGUGGAGGCCUUGGACCGCUUCGCAGGCUUCUUCAUUGAACCGCUUCUGACGCGGGAUUGCACUGAGCGCGAGAUCAAUGCGGUCGAUUCAGAGUAUCAAGCUGGCUUGACUUCGCCUUGGUGGCGCUAUGUCGGCAUCAUGAACAUGAGCGCUAAUCCGGAUCAUCCCUUCCACGUGGCUGUUGGAAACAACAAGGUCUUGCUGGAAGAGCCGAAAGAGCGCGGGAUUGACCUCUACGAAGAGAUGAAGAAACUUUAUGAGUCUACUUACUCAUCGAAUGGAAUGACGCUUUGUGUCUUUGGCAAAGAGUCAACGGCAGAGCUGGAGAAGAUUCUGCGUGACAAGUUUGGUUCUAUAAAGAACAAAGGGGUCAGCAUGCCGAUUGGGGACUCGGUGUCAGAAAAGCCUCCUUUUCUGCCCUCAGAGUGGCAUCAGCUGCUGUUGCAGAAUCCAGUGCAGGAUGUGAAGGACUUGACCUUCAGCUGGGUAAUCCCCUACCAGGCUCCUCUUUGGCGAUACAAGCCUGCACAAUACAUCAGACAUUUGCUCGGCCAUGAAGGCAAAGGAUCGGUCAUCGCAGCGUUAAAGCAACAAGGGCUGAUAGUAGGAUGCGGCGCUGGUGAUGGUGGAUGGCUGGAGGGAGCAUUUAGUUUGCUGAACGUAACCUUUGAGCUCACUGACAAGGGCUUGGAUGCUGUUGAAGAAAUCGGGCGCUACCUGUUUGCAUAUCUUGGAAUGCUUCAAAAGUCGACACCAGAGAAGUGGAUUUUUGAUGAGGCGCAGAGGCUGUCAGAUAUCACCUUCAAGUUCAAGGAGGAUGCUCGUCCUUUCCAACUGUGCCCCGCAAUUGCGCUAUCCUUGCACCAGUUCCCGCCAUCUGAAGCACUAUGUGGCGGUAUCCUUCAGUACGAGUUCAAUCCAGAUGCCAUUUCGAACUUGCUUUCCAAACUGACGCUGGACACUGUUCGAGUUCAGUUUCAGGCGAAAGUGCUGGCAGAUCGUUGUACGGAGAAGGACACUUCUUACAGUUCGCCAAUGGCACUACUCCAGAUUGAACCUGGCUGGCUGGAGUCUUGGGCCAAUGUUCUCAAAGCUGGCGGUUCGCUGGAGGAGUCGAGGGACAUUACCAGCAAAAUGGGCCUGCAUUUGCCACCGCCCAACCCGUUCAUUCCGGAGGACUUGAGCUUGAAGCCGCCUUCUGAGAAACAGGCUGUCCCAGUCCUCCUGAAAGGCACCGAGCCUCCGGUGGCUGGCAUCUUCCACCGACAAGACGACCUUUUUCAGCAACCGAAGGCGCAGGUCACAUUCUUCAUCUACUCUCCAUAUUUCACGAAGGAUGUUGCUAGCUACAUGAAGACAGCAAUCUGGUCCCUGUGCGUGGAGGAGGCCUUGCAAGACUUCGCCUAUGAUGCCGAGAUUGCAGGAGUUGGAUAUGCGCUGAAGGUGUCUGGCGGGAGCCUACGUCUUGUCCUUUCUGGUUUCAACGACAAGCUCCAUGUCCUCCUCGAGGCGGUGACAGAAAAGAUGAUCUCAAUGACCGCUGUGCCGGAGCAUAUCUUUGCAAUUGUCAUGGACGCUGCGGGAGACGAUCUCCGCAAUCAGGCAGAGCACGCUCAGCCGAUCCAACAAGCAAUUCAUCGUUUUGAUGAUCUUCUAUAUCAAGGAAGUUCCUUUCCAGUCUUGGAGAAACUGAAAGCUUGGGAGAAGAUCCAACGGGAGGAUCUCAGCAAUCUUUGUGCUCGUUUUUUUGCUGACGGAGCUCAUGUGGAGGCCUUAAUUCUGGGGAACCUGACAGCUGAAGAUGCCAAGCAGUUGUCUGCAAAGCUUGUGACGGGGCUGCAGCUUUCAAAGCCAUUGCAAAGCUUGCCCUAUCGUGCAGAAGCUUCACUUCCAGAAGGUUCCACUUUGUGGGAGCUGGACAGUAUGGAUGUAGACGACCCGAAUCACGCUGUGUUGCUAAAACUGCAGCUGCCUAUUGGCCUAGAAGAUGAGAUGCUUGCGAUGCUGCUCGACAAGGUGCUCUCUGCCAAGUUUUUUGAAAUCCUCCGAACACAACAGCAGCUUGGAUAUAUUGUGCAGAUGGCAGCCUCAGUGCCGCUGAAGUCCCCCAUGAUAGUAGCCCUGGUGCAGACGGAGUUUCUGCCAGACUAUGUCAGAGGCUGCAUUGGAAAGUUCAUGGAGGAACAUUUUCACUUUGUGGAGGAAUCCUUAGGUGCAGAGGAGUUUGAGGUUUGCAAGAGCGGACUCAUCUCCCAGCUUUGA